GGACUAUAAGGUAGCCAUCUUGGUGCCCGUUAAAAUAAAGGUAAAGUCAGCUGACUUUAUAAAGAGUACAAAGAUGGCGCAGUGAUUGGCGUUGUCUACCAUAUUGGGAGUGGAACUUCCGGAAACGUGUUGCACAGACUAUAGCUAUCUGGCACAGACUGAGGGACAGAAUGAAGCUGAUCAGCAAAGAGCUGGAGAAGGACAAUGCCGGUCAGGUGACGCUAAUUCCAGAGGAGGCGGAGGACAUGUGGCACACAUACAACUUGCUGCAGGUGGGCGACAGCCUGAGGGCCUCUACUAUCAGGAAGGUGCAGACAGAGUCGGCCACCGGCAGUGUGGGCAGUAACCGUAUACGCACCACCCUCACCAUCUGCGUGGAGAACAUUGAUUUUGACUCCCAGGCAUGCCAGCUACGGGUCAAAGGAAUUAAUAUCCAGGAGAACCAGCAUGUGAAGAUGGGCGCUUAUCACACUAUUGAGCUUGAGCUGAACCGCAAAUUUACAUUAGCAAAAAAGCACUGGGACAGCAUUGUCCUUGAGAGAAUCGCCACCAGGGACACAGAACAAACCUCAAAGUGCAAACAGCAAAAUAUAACAAAGGGGGGCAAAGAAACUCCUGGAGAGAUUGAAAAAUGGGUAACAACUAUACAUAUAGAACUGGUGAAAAAACAUGUGUGUUAA
Messenger RNA from Bombina bombina (fire-bellied toad), 680 nucleotides. RefSeq names its product protein pelota homolog. The record is from RefSeq and is a predicted model, not a curated record. The transcript has 5 exons. Gene Ontology annotation, biological process: nuclear-transcribed mRNA catabolic process, non-stop decay; RNA surveillance; ribosome disassembly. Gene Ontology annotation, cellular component: cytoplasm. Lineage: Eukaryota; Metazoa; Chordata; Amphibia; Anura; Bombinatoridae. Bases 171 to 680 code for a protein of 169 amino acids.